Molecule: messenger RNA, 225 nt
Organism: Spirometra erinaceieuropaei
Lineage: Eukaryota; Metazoa; Platyhelminthes; Cestoda; Diphyllobothriidea; Diphyllobothriidae
Source: the annotation of a GenBank genome assembly
AUGAAGGUCUACGGUGCCACAUUCGAAGUAACCGCACCGGUGCCCAGUUCCGGCGGGACAACCUUACUGACAGCGCCGCCGUCAACCACCGCUACCCUCGUCGUCCUUGUCUCAGCCUUCGCGACGACGGCUGCCACCUGCCCCACCCAGCCACUGGCCGAAACACCCCCGACGCCUCGUCAGUCACAACCUUCGUCCUCUUCACCCCCACCACCAGCGACGUAG